Molecule: messenger RNA, 2096 nt
Organism: Toxotes jaculatrix (banded archerfish)
Lineage: Eukaryota; Metazoa; Chordata; Actinopteri; Toxotidae
Gene: plp1a
Product: proteolipid protein 1a
Exons: 7
Coding region: 88-825 (245 amino acids)
Biological process (GO): central nervous system myelination; axon development
Cellular component (GO): plasma membrane; myelin sheath
Molecular function (GO): structural constituent of myelin sheath
Source: RefSeq, a predicted model, not a curated record
CCGAAGACAAAUUGCGCAUAUCAUCAGCGGACAAGCUGCAGUGUAGGCAGCAGUAGCCAACAAGUCCUGAAACGCAUCCUUCCAGACAUGGGUUGCUAUGACUGCUGUAUGCGCUGUUUGAGUGGGGUGCCGUACUGCUCCCUGGUCGCCACACUGCUGUGUUUCUCUGGCAUUGCCCUCUUCUGCGGUUGUGGGCACCAGGCACUCACAGAGACAGAGAGACUCAUCGAAAAUUACUUUGCCCGUAACCUUCAGGACUACAUCACCCUUGCCUACAUCAUUCAAUAUUUCCAAUAUGUCAUCUAUGGUUUGGCCUCUUUUUUCUUCCUCUACUGCAUCGUGCUGUUGGCUGAGGGCUUCUACACCACCAGCGCUGCCAAGCAAACCUUUGGAGAGUUCAGGAGCACCAUGUGUGGCCGCUGCCUCAGCUCCUCGUUUAUAGUGAUGACAUAUGUUCUAGCUGUGCUGUGGCUCCUGGUGUUUGCCUUCUCCGCCCUCCCUGUCUACUUCUUCUACAACAUGGAUGCCACCUGCCACACCAUUGACGUUCUGACUGAGACCCCAGCGAGUAUCAACCAGCUCUGUGUUGAUGCACGGCAAUAUGGCCUCCUGCCGUGGAAUGCAGUGCCAGGGAAAGCCUGUGGAAUGACUCUGUCCACCAUUUGCAAGACCAGAGAGUUCCAAAUAACCUAUGACCUCUUCAUUGCUGCCUUCGCCGGGGCAGGCAUCACUCUCUUGGCUCUGCUGACCUAUACUGUGUCAACAACUUAUAACUUUGCGGUUCUACGGUAUCUGGGGAGAAAGGGCAUAGGUGCACGGUGUUAGGCUCACCAGCUUCCUAUCUGCUCUGUCACUACGUCACCACCAACACGGGCAUCUAAAGGGGACAACAACAAUUCUUUUCUUCCACAUCAUCUGCACAGGAGCUCCUAUGAUCACAGACUUUUAAAAAUCUUCUCUUUAUAUUUUUAUCUUCCUUGUUGUAAGGAUGUUAUUUUUUUUGUAUUUCCUUUUCUUGUUGUUGUCAUUAUUUUCAGUGCCACAUCACUAAAUAUUUGUAAUUUAUUGCUCUUGUUGCUUGCAGAGGUUAGUGUCUAACAUUCAUUUCUGCUUUCCAUCACAGAAGAAUAACACUCCACUAAUAAAUUAACAUAAAAAAAAACACCAAUUGGCAAUACAUGUGCAGCUAGAAUGCAGCUGUUCCAGAGAAUUGGGAUUAUAGGUUACUAUGGCUACCAUCCUUCACAUCUGGUUGCCAUGGUGGCAGACAAGCAUGCAUUUGCAGUCUCACGCUGACCUCAGGACUUUUCUCACGGGCUGGAGAAAAGCCUCAACAAUGGAGUCAUGCCUGGUUUAAAAGCUAGCCAAUAAGGAUCCAGUUCUGGGAGCCACCUGCGCUACGAGUCUCUGCCAAGGGUUUUAUUACAUGUCAAGGGAAAGGGUCCUCUGGACAAAGAGAGGGUUAGACCUCUCUAAAGCCACAAUGCAGCUCUUCUGGGACAGAACACACACACACAACACAUCCACACUGCUGCUGCAUGGCCCCCACCUUCCCCCGAAUGAUGGAAAUGAUGGAUUGAGUGAGUGAGCGAACUGAAGGAAUUUUAGAUUAUCUUGAAUAGUUUCUUUCUGACGAAGGGACAUACUUGUUUAGUUCUGAUCUAGAAAGGUCUGAAAUUGUUUCUCGUAAUUUUUGAGAUAGCAAAAGCACUAGGUGCUAACUUAUUGAGUAACCUCAUGUUAUUAGAUGCAAAACACAUUGUUGAGGUGUGACUCCCCCCCUGCUGUUAAUGCAUGAUUGAGGUACUUCUAUAGAGAUAGGGCGGCUUUGUUUUGUCUCUGAUCCUUUAGGAAUUUUGUUGUAGCUAUUGUAUAAUAAUUCUUUUUACUUAUUGUAGCUGAAUUUACUACGACUUUUACACUUUGGGUAUUACUAACAAAACCUUUUGCAAAAUAAUGAGUAGUUUAUUUUAUUUGGUGGAAGCUUUACCCAGCUGUGAAUGGUAGAUUUGUCAAGUGGCAGCUGGCUGUUUGAUGAUUUUUUUUUGUGUGUGUUGGUAAUAUUUGAUAAUAAAAAGAAUAUUCUUUGAAGUGUU